UUUUGAAAGGGGAUUGUCUGUUUUUGCGAAGAAUCGAUGCUGUGCAAAGUAACGAGAUAUCUAUAAAUAACACGAUACGUUAUCAACGUUCGUUUACACCAGAGCGAGUCUUGGCUAUUUAAUCUAAUCGCCACGCCUCUACAUUUAAUUAAUAACAGAAAUUAAUGAAUACGUCACUCAGUUCCUUUUUGAAUGCGGUAGAAGAAGAUCGUGUAUUUUGUGAAUUCUGUGUGUGAUUAAAGUUAAUUUUGCAUCAAGAUUUGCACCUUGGCCCCGAAGUUAUACCGGUUAAUUAGAAAGGCCAUAGAUUAUAAGUGUAACCUAACUUUUUAAGAGAAAAUAGUGAACUUUUUGCGAUGUCCGUCUUGAAUAACUUUACGGUGUCCGUUGCGAAGGGUUUACGACGUCUAAGACAUAAGCAGGAGCUUCGCGAGGUGGUGCCCAAUGCUUCAAGAAGGAAAGGCAACACAGCAGUGCCGGAGGAGACAAAGCUGAACAUGGAGAAAUGCCUCAUCGUGUCAAAGGUUACCAGAUAUGAAUAUGAAAGACAUUGCCACGAGAAUCUAUCAGAAUCGGAACUAGAGAAAGUGCUUAGAACACGGGGUUCUGAUUACGACUCCAUGCUGAAGACACACAAGCAACAGAAGGCAUUUGAAGAGAAUGUAGCGAAGAGCCUCAGAGAUAUGGGACUUAAAGUGGAAAUGGCGAGCAGAUUAACAUACAACGAUGAUAUAAUAAGUUGGUGCGACGUCGUGGUGCCAUGUGGUGGGGAUGGCACCUUCCUUCUAGCAGCCUCUAGAGUCAGAGACGCUAAUAAACCAGUGAUAGGCUUCAACAGCUCACCACAGAAGUCGGUAGGGCGCCUCUGUUUACCCACCUGGUGUUCCAACGACGUGAAGGGUGCGUUCCAGGCGAUCAAAGAGGGCAGGUUCAGAUGGAUGCGUCGCUCCAGGAUACGUACGACCGUCACCUCGGAGCCGCAGCUGUUGGAGACCAUCACCCCUGUAGAUCUACACACACUGCAUUUUUGCAGAUAUCCUCCAGUCCAGAACACCCAUGAGAUGGUGGACGCUUACAACAUGAACUCUCGACAGAUCGCCACCAAUAUAAAGGACGCGCCCGUCAGUCCCACGCUCGCCACUAAAGUGUUACCUUUCCUGGCCCUUAAUGAGGUAUUUAUAGGCGAGAGUGUAACAUCCCGCGUGUCACUACUCCGACUACAGAUAGACAACGGCGCCUGGUCUCAUACGAAGAGCUCCGGACUCUGUGUCACUACUGGGACUGGGAGCACUUCGUGGCACUUUAGUAUAAACUGUCUCCGCACGCAAUCAGUGCAGGAGCUGAUGAAGAUCCUCCACGAGGAGUACAAGGUCCCAUUGGACACGGCCAUGGAGAAGGCGCGCGAAGUCACUGAGAAAUAUAACCAGAAACUCAUGUUCGCUGCAGAUUCCGACCAGCUAGCGUAUUCAGUGCGUGAAUACAUAACGUUCGAGGAGUGGCCCACUCCCCGCGGACUCAAAGUACGGGACAAGGCUAGCUCGGUUAAAGUCAAGUCGCAUUGUACUGAUGCGGGCCUAGUAAUCGAUGGCAGCGUCUCAUUCCCCUUCAACGAUGGUACAGAAGCCAUAUUAGAAAUCCAUCCAGAAGACUCACUGAUGACGGUACACAUGGACGAAAAACGGCCAUAAUAUUAACUACGUAAGGUCUAGUUUAGAAUGAAUUUGUAAACGGCUUAGUGACUUGGCCGUUAAAAUCUUGUAGGGCGAAGAAUUCGAUAAGAAUUGUGCUUGAACUGUUAUAUUACAUACUAGCUACUCUGGCGCAGUGUUACCCGCUGCUCGGCUCCUAUUGGUCGUAGCGCGAUGUUUUAUAGCCUAUAGUGUCCCUCGAUAAAUGAACUUUUCAACACAAAAAGAUUUUUUUAAAUUGGACCAGUAGUCCCGGACAUGAGUUCACAAACACUCCAGUUUUAUAUACAAGGUGUUGUUUUAAAGCCGCGUCAUUUUCUAAGAAAUAACUCGGCUAUCGAUUCUGAGUCCGAAUCAAUAAAAGAAAUUGUAGGUAAAUAUUUUUCAUUUUUCUGUAAAUUACGGAAAUCCAUAAGUGCGACCUACACGCCGUCCUCUUUUAACUAGCGUUAUAACGCGGCUUAACACAUACAAACUCAAACAUGUAAUUGAUAUUAUUCCUAAUUCCAUAAAACUCCAAUAAGAAACAUUGCUGUCGGUUAUUCUGAAAUACUGUCGAACUUAAACAAUUUGUUAUAGCUGUAUUUUUACAUAUUGGCCCGAAAUAUUCUCUUACAUUAAACCUUUAUGACUUCUGUGACAUGCCCCCAAGAAAUAUCACGGCUUCAAAACUACACCUUGUAUAGGUUGGUAUUGUCUAUUUGUCACGUAGAGUAAAUUGUAGUAACACGUUGUUAUGGACUGAUGAUGAUGAUGAUGAAUUAAGACGGAUUUAAGCUGAGGUAUUUAGUGAUAGGCUAGCUCCCAUUUAUAAAAUAGCUAUUAAUAUAAAAAUAACGGAUUUGUAAUCGGUAGUGGGUUCUUCCCCAGUUACAUUGUGAUUAUUAACAUAAAUAAAUACCUAAUGAGGGCUAUAUUUUAACUCAUUAGAUGGCGCUAGUGUGAACCUAUCACUUUUCGUCCAACUCUAAUUAGUCUGUCAGUUAGAUAAUGAAAAGAUAUUAGACACGUAUUCUUUUAUUUUGUCGUAUAAGAAAACAAUACUUAGAUAACACGGAGUUAAGUUUAGGAGUGGGAGGUCGUACAGCGUCCGUACAAAAUUGUACCACGUUGUGACGUCACACGAUGUUUUGAAGCAAUAUAUUGUCGAAAGUAUUAAAUUUUGCAAGAAAAACAAAAAUA
Molecule: messenger RNA, 2870 nt
Organism: Spodoptera litura
Lineage: Eukaryota; Metazoa; Arthropoda; Insecta; Lepidoptera; Noctuidae
Gene: Nadk2
Product: NAD kinase 2, mitochondrial
Biological process (GO): NADP+ biosynthetic process; NAD+ metabolic process
Cellular component (GO): mitochondrion
Molecular function (GO): NAD+ kinase activity
Source: RefSeq, a predicted model, not a curated record